Molecule: messenger RNA, 555 nt
Organism: Stegodyphus dumicola
Lineage: Eukaryota; Metazoa; Arthropoda; Arachnida; Araneae; Eresidae
Product: ATP-dependent translocase ABCB1-like
Biological process (GO): oligopeptide export from mitochondrion
Cellular component (GO): mitochondrial inner membrane
Molecular function (GO): ABC-type oligopeptide transporter activity; ATP binding; ATP hydrolysis activity
Source: RefSeq, a predicted model, not a curated record
AUGUUUCAAAUUCUACAAAAUUAUGCCUUUUAUUAUCUUUGCAGUUCUACUGAAUAUCUUCUUGAAGAAACAACGACUUAUAGCCUAUGGACUGCCUUUUGCGGAUUGGGUUUUCUCGUUACCAAAUAUGUCAUGGUAAGCUGUUUCAGUAUAGCAGCUGCAAAUCAGAUAUUCAGGAUACGUUGUAUGUUCAUGGAAUCUAUUCUCAAGCAAGAUAUUGGAUGGUUUGAUACAAACAAAACUGGAGACUUCGCGAGUCGUAUAUCGGGAGAUAUGUCAAAGAUUCAAGAUGGUUUGGGUGACAAAGUUCCGAUCCUUAUCAGCUUUAUUUCUUCAACGAUUCUUUCUUUCGCUAGCGCAUUUUAUUAUGGAUGGAAACUGUCAUUAGUCAUUCUGAGUGUUUCGCCUUUACUUAUAGCUGGCAUGGCCCUUUUGUCAAAAAAUCAAGCGAAUGCAUCGAAAGAAGAGCUCCAAGCUUACGGUACUGCGGGAGCUAUGGCAGAAGAAGUGCUAUCUGGCAUUCGAACAGUGGCAGCAUUUGGAGGCGAAAAAAAG